Messenger RNA from Polistes dominula (European paper wasp), 7598 nucleotides. RefSeq lists its product as uncharacterized. Gene Ontology annotation, biological process: telomere maintenance. Gene Ontology annotation, cellular component: nucleus; chromosome, telomeric repeat region. Lineage: Eukaryota; Metazoa; Arthropoda; Insecta; Hymenoptera; Vespidae. The record is from RefSeq and is a predicted model, not a curated record.
UCUUCACCGUGGUGCAAGCUUGAUAAAUAACUUACUCAGUGUUGAGGAAAAAGCCUUCAAAUCUUCUGAUGCUGUUAUACGGAGGCAAGCUUUCCUUUCAUGGAAAUUGUUGAUUGACAAUUUUGCUUUAGAUCCUCAAGAGCUUGGAACUUCAAGAAGAAUAAAAUUGUUGUGUAUACCAUUAAAUGCAAAAAAUAGUAAGACUGAAUUAAUAGCUCUCACUAAACUGGAUGUUUGGUGGCAUUUGAUUAUUAAACUUCAUAAAAAUAUUGGCAAAUUCGUUGAACCCGUGUUAAAGCAAUUUUUGAACUUUUGCUUUGGUCCACUUGGAGAUACACCAUUACUUUCAUCUAAAUGCGAUGUUGCCUCGCCUGGCAAGAGAUUUUUUAAAACAAAAUUAGUUGCCUUAGAUGCUUUAUCUCAGCUUCUUGUCGCGAAACAAGAAAAUCAUAUGCUUUAUACACCAAUUUUAGAAGAAAUGCUUCCAAAUUGUAUAUGUGGUACAAUUUUUCAACAAUGUUUUAAGAGUAUCAUACACAGUGUUGGAGAAGCCAUACUUAUUUUAAGCCAAAUUAAUGAUAAAGAAAUGAAAAAUCGAUACCAAGUAGGAAAACUUUUAUGGUCGAAUUUAGUUAAUUAUGCUCAAGAAUCGAAGACAGAAAUAAAGGAUCUCGUUUAUAAAGACAUUUUAUUAAUAAUAAAUGAAUUGGUAAAUCAUAUUGCUGAUAAGCCAAUGAUCCUGGAUUUAAUUCUUGAUGUUAUCGUUAUUGAUUUACCUAAUUUUAAUAAGGAUAUUCAAAUCCACAGAGAAAUGAUAUUGGACUUAUUGUUUAAACUUUUAUCUACACCAAUUUUGCCAAAAAUUAAGAAGAAUCAUCGCAAAGGACUUAAUUGUUUAUUAUGGGAGUGUGCUAAGUCAAAAAUAGGAAAUGAGUAUAGCUCCAAUAUAUUGGAUUUCUUGAGACAAGUUUUAGAAAAAUUAAUAGAGAUUAAUGUAGAAGAUAAAUCCACAACUAUUAUACCUGAAAUAUGGUGCAUCAUAGCAGAAAUAUUAAUAAAGUAUAUGGAAGAUACAGGCAAAAUCAAUGAAGGCAAUGCCGCCCAGCAUAAUUUUAAGACUACAGAAUAUGUUUUAAAAUUUCCAUUUAAGCAAAUAUUAUCAAAGGAUUUAAAAGAGAUUCUAGAAAUUAGUGAGAUUUGGAAAAAAUUAUACAAGCAAUUCGAUUUACAAGGAGAUUUAAUUGUCACAGUAAAAUCUAAUGAAAUACUAUUAAAUACCAUAAAAAUGAUGCAGAGUUGUUUAAAUAAGGAUAAGGACUGUAGCAUUUUUAUAUCUUACUGUUUGGACAUAUUAUUAAGUAAUAUAAAUUACAAUGAUUUACUAGCUCGAAAUGAAAUAACAUGUAUCAUGGAAUAUUUAAUAGAUCUCAUUAAAACUCAUCUCAAUAAUUCACAAUUUACUAAUUGUGAUAUUGUCUUGAAAGCAUUAUCUGCAGUGCUUAUUACUGUAUAUGGUUAUGAUAAAAAAAAGGCAAUAUUAUGUUUGCAAUAUUUGAGAUCAGUAAUUGAAAUUGUGUUUAUAUCUUCAGCGGGAAUAUCAUUGAAAGAAAGUGGAGGUUUAUGGGAGACAAUACUUAUCAUUAUUAAAGGUCUCGAUAGAAGCUAUAGAUCAGAAUUUUUGUUGUUAUUUAAAGAAGUUAUAAUCAAAUCUGUAAAUCACUCUAAUAUGGAAAUAGCAACGCAUACAUUAUCAUUUUUGCAAGACGAAAAUAAUUUCGAUGACAAAGGAAAAAGCAUAAUUCAAGAGAUACAUAAUAGAAUAAAACCAGAUCAACUGCUAUUUAAGUUAAAUGAUGAGAAAAAUAAAUUAGAAGAUAAAGAGAAAUCUGUGAAACAAUUUAAGAUGGCAGGCAGCUUUUUAAAUAGAAAAUCUCCAAGUUCUAAGGUGGCAUUUACCAGUGUACAGAAAGAAAAAGACGAAAAAAGAGUAUCGUUGCCUAAUCCAGAAACACAGGAAUACGUUUAUAUUAAAACAGACGUAAAAUACGAUGUUAAUCGUUUGACCGAGCAUCAAAAAGAAAUGUUAAAAAAGAAAAGAGUGGAUAUCCCUGCAUUGUAUAAUGAUCUUUCACAAUCAACUUCACAAAGUAGUCAGAAUUUACAAGAAUGGUUUGAUAAAAGAGUUAAACAUAUUAAUGAGGUUGAUCAUGUACAGAACACUAGAAAAGAUGAUACUGUGACAGAAGAAAAUAUUGAUCAUGAUGCUAACAAAGAAAACACCAUUGACUCCACAGUAACGGAAUAUAAAGUCGCUGAUAAAACAGACGCUAUUAGUAGUACUGAUCUGAAAACAGUACAACAGAGUGUUUCACCAGUACAAUCUACAAGUCUAGUAAAUGAAAAUAGUACAUCUGAUGAUUUAUUUAAAGAACAGGCUAAUACGACAUCCGAGACCUCUGGACUUGACAAAUUGGAAAUAUCGUGCAGUAAUGAUAGCCAAGAAAUAUAUACUCACGACGAAGGUUCUGUUGCAAAACGAUUGGAUUUCGAAUCUCGAGAAGAAUUUCCAGAUAACAAAGAAUCUGAACAGAGAUUGUCUCCAUCGAUAUUAGAAAAUGGUAAACGACGUAACCGUAAUAGUACAACGAAGGCAGAUAUCAAUGAACUCAAUUUUGAUAAAACCACAGGUAUUCAGGCUGAAAAAAGCGAAUCUAAAAUAAUAAGAAGAUUGAGAACGAAAUCAAUUAUAACCAAACAAAAAAGAGGUAUAAAACGUAAAUAUGCUUCAGAUAGUGAUUCUGAUGAACUAAUUUGCCAACGAAGAAGAAAAAAAUAUGUUUCUGAAAUUCCUAGUGAUACUGACAGUGUAAAAUCCUUAGAAAGUGAAAAUUUGGAUGAAUCAAAAGAAGAACAAUUGAGCCAACGUACAAAAAACGAGAUGUCGAGGCUAAAAAUAAAUAUGGUAUUUUACAGUGCAUUAACAAAUCGACGAAGAUCUAAAACAGAAAAGGUACUAGAAUUUGAUGGCGAAACUAAAACUGUACGGAAAAGUCCAGACUCAAAGAAUAGCGAUGAAACUAAGUCAAGUGUAUGCGGUCAAUCUACAUUUAAAAAGAAAAGUAAGAAAAGUCUUAAAUUUGAGGGAAAUAAAAGUGAAGAAUUAAAUAUGAUUGAUUCAACGAAGAAUUCUUCAGAAAAGGAAACUAAUAAAUUAGAUAUCACCGAAGGUUCUAGAUCUGAUGAAAGUACAAACGUAUUGUCUGAAGUAACAGGUAGUGUCAAUGUUGAUAUUCAAAAUGAAACCACAGAUAAAGAUAUUUCGCCGAAUGUUGACAAAAUUAAGAAAAAAGAAAUGAAAGAAAGCAGCAUGAAUAGAAAUGAAAAUGAAAAGACUAAAGACUGUAUAAUUAAAGAUGAAGCACUAUCAUGUCCAGAAGAUGGAAUAGAGGAUAUCAUACAAAAUUCACAAGAAGAAAACACAAAAUCAAAAUUAGAAGGAAAAUACAAUGAUAAAAAAUGUUUCAUUAAAAUUAAUAAAAUUGAUAACAUCAUAAGUGCUUCGGGAAUGAAAUCUUCUAAUAAAGAUAGUGUUUUGACAGAAUCUACCCCAGUAAAGAAAAGUACAAAAGAAAUGCCCCAUGUGCCUAGAAAAAUUUCAGAAGAUAAUACUAAAAUUGACGGGACAUCAAACAUAGAAGAUAAUACUACUGAAAUUGUUGUAAAUGCUUCUUCGGAUCAUGAAAUUAGUUGCAUUCAACAUGAAGAUGAAAAGAAAACAGUUUUAGAAGCAUCGCAAGUAAAUAAUUCACCUACAAAUAAAUUGUCUACGGUAGUUGUAUCAUCACCUACAACUAAUAUUAAUCGACUUUUAAAGUUAAAAACUUAUCCAAAUAAAGGUGGUCGCGCUGCUCAUAUGUUGGGUUUAGUUACAAAACAAAUAAUAACGGAAAGUAAUAGUCAAUCUGUAAAAACGGACGAGGAUAUAAUGAUGGUAAAGAAGAUUAAACUCAAUAAAGAUGGAGAAAACGAGGCGCAGAUAGGAAAGAAAGAUAAAACAGCGACAUUUAAAGAUAAUGAUAAAAUUGUUGGUCCAUGUAGCAGUCGUCAAGAAAAAAUAUUUAAUAACAUGAAAUCUGGGGAAUAUCCUUUUCCAUCAUCUUCGCCGGUACCAUUGUUUAGUACUUUAAAAAAUAACGGAGAAAAAAUUUCUCCUAAUGUGGAUAAAUCAAUACCUGAUUACAUGCUAAUUAGUUUGGAUAAUGUAAAUGAAGAAGGAAAUGACGGAAGUUUAUCGCCUUCUCAAAAGAAGUCAGAGUUACCUAUGUUGGAAUGGUCCAAUGCAAAUCCUCCAUCAUUAACUGCAUCACCUAGCGCAAGUAUUCUGAAACGUAAAUGUUUUAAUUUAACAGAAAGUGAUUUAGAAAAUACAACACCAAGCAAGAGGAAACGAGUAAGUUUUGCGGAUCCUCUAGUUUCCAAACAGAUGGGUUAUGAGAUAGUAAUAACUGAAAAUCCCGAUAAACCAAAUAAAUUAUCUUCUCGCAUUGUAUUGAUUCGUAAGAAUUCGCCGUUACGAGCGAAACAAACAAAACUUAAAUUCCUUCCAACAGAUUCAGAUAAAGAGGAUAAGGACAUUGAAAUGCAACAAGAUAACGGAUGUGAAGUUGACUUACAAUGUGAAAGGGAAAACGUAUUAUCAACAAAAAUGGCGGAGGAAAUGGAAUCUACUGAAAGUAUGGUCAUAGAUGAUCAUACUACCUGUAGUAUUUCCGAGGAUAUGAACGAGAAUUCAGAUACAAAAUUAUACACUACAGUUUCACUUAAUAAUUUGUCCGAAGAAUUAGAAAUGUUAGGCAAUAAAUCUAGUCCUAAAGAGACAUCGUUGCUUUCAUCGUCGCUUUCAUCAUCGGUUGAAAAUGGUAAAGUAUUCCAAUCCCAAGAAUCUGAAACUCAACAAGAUAUGUUUGGCAGUAUAGAUGUCAAAAACAAUAUAAAACAGUCAGAAAAUAAGGAUAAAGAUGUGAAUAAUAUAAAUGAUUCAGUAAAUUUUUCUCAAUUAAGCAUUAUAACUAAUGAAGACAUUUUGGAAGAUACAGUAGAUGUGGGAAAUAUUACUAGUUUUAAUACUACAACAAAUUUGGAUGAAAUAUGUUGCACUAAAUCUUUACAAACAACUAGUACACAAAAAUUAGAAAAUAUUACAGAUCAUGAUACUUUAACCGUAACUGAUUCAAUUUUUGGAAGCUUAUCUCCAAGUCAAGCAAGUGAAUCUAGCGUAACAUAUUCUGAUCCAGAAUUAUUAGAUGAUACAAAGGCAUUUUAUGGAGAAUUGGUGUCAUGUCAGGAUCCUAUAAAUUCUUUAACAUCAUACUUGACUUAUCGAUCGUGGACAAAACAAUUGAAUACUUAUUUAACAAGUAGAAAUAUAAUCACUAUUGGCGAUUUUGCACAGUUGACCGCGCGUGAAAUAAAUAGAAUGCCUAUAAAGAAUCAUAUAAAUAAAAUUAAAUUUGUUAAACAAGUUUUGGAUCAUUAUAUUAACAAAAGUUUAUCGAAAGAAAACUCCGUAAAAGGUUUAGAACUGAAUUAUGAUCUUUCGCCUAUUAGUAAUGACAUUGAAUCAACAACUCGUUAUUUGCAAAAUAAAGAAUGUGAAGUAUUGAAGCAAACAGAAUCUAUUACAAAUACAAAAGUAAAUCCAUCUAUUACAGAACCAAGCGAUAUUAACGUUUCAUCGCAGAAAUCAACAAUUAUUGACAUAUCAAUGGACGAUCCAAAUCAUACGACUAGAUCUAUUGGUGUUUGCACCGAUUCUGAUUUAUGUCCGAAACCUUCAAGUGUAGCAACAAAAUCUGUUGAAGCUCAAAUGGCAUUAGAAGAUCUUUUGGACGAAAUUGAUGUUAAUUUAGUAAUGCAAAGUGCCGUCAAACGAUCUUCUCCUGAAACAAUACUUGGACAUUAUAAGCUGAAAUCGAGAUCUUUGCCAGAAGCAGAAUUCGAGAAGGAAACCCUAAGAAUACUCGGACUUAACAAUACCGAAAGUUACUGCGAAGCUAAAUUAAAAGCUGUAUGCCGCGGUUGCGGCGUUAAUAAAGUUCUCUUAAGACUUCCCGAUAUUUUUAGUGGCGAUAAAAAAUUUUUCCAUAAAGUUCUCAAUGCUUAUAGAAAGAAAAUAACGAUUGAAGAUUGUAUGAACGUUUUUAAUUUAAAGGAAAUAAAAAAUCAUGUAGGUGAACAAUAUACAUCUGAAGAACUGGCCGCAAUGUUAUCAGUGUCAUUGAAAAAGGAAGAAGAAAGUGGUAUUAAAGAUCCUAUAAGAGAUCUGUCGUGUUUUAGCGAUAUUUUGAAGAGACUUCCCAUGGAUGUAAUAAUUAGUCAUACUGUUGCAAAUGAUGAACUUAUACCACCACGACUCGUUUUAGAUAUUGCUUUGCAAAAUAGUAGUAUGACCGAUAUAACAGAAACGCUCAAAUCACAGAAUUCAAAUCUUGUACAAGAAGUGUUUAAUAAUUUGUGGUCUAAUGAAUUAGUACUUUCACGUAUAGAACAAACAAGUGAAAGAGAGGAAUUGCUAAAAAUUUAUAAAGCUAUUAGUUCAAAAUUGAAACCUGUAGAAUUAUUGGACGCAUAUCACGAAUCGAUGAAAAAUACAUUAUCUCUUGAUACUACUGAAAAAUAAAAAUAAAAGAUUAUUUCUAUAAAAAUAUUUAUAUAAUCAUCGUAGAGUUAUUAUUAAUGAGUAUCAUUGAUGUAAUCAUUCAUCUUACAUUUAUAUUUCACAUUUACUUUACACGAAUUUAAUAUAAGCAUAUUAUAGGAUAAACGAACAAAUCAUUAAACAUUACUCAUUUUAUUUUCCUUAUUCGUUGUGAUAUUUGGAUAUGUAAUAUAUCCUAUUGUCAUAUAAACAAUAUAUUAGUUGACUUUAUAAUUAAAACGAAAGUAAAUGGCUUUUAUUGUACGCUGGAUGUGUUAAUGAUAUUCUAAUAUUGUAUAUACUUAUAAGCUUCUACAUAAACUGAAGAAACUGUUGAAUGUUUAAUUUAUUCGAAAAUUAAUUAAAUAGAAAUCGUAAAUUGUCAAGCGAAAUAAGAAGAGUAGCCAUUCUUUUUCUACUUGUUAAUUCUUGCUAAGGUAAAUUAGGAUAAAAUGAUGAUACUUGAAAAACAAUUUCUCAAAUAAGGAGAUAAAAAAGUGGAUUUAGAAUAAUAAUUUUUCAUCGAUGAAUUAAAUUUGGAAAGACUACAUCACAGAAAAUUACAGUUUCACGAGAACUUUGAUGAUAAAUUUUAGAGAAUUUAGUGAUCUUUUUACGUCAUCAUAUUAGAAUUAAGCAUUUAUUAUUGUAAAUACGUUCAUGUAUAUUGGUUAUAAUUAUCAACAGUCAAUAUAUUUAAUGACUACCAUUCUUCGUACAAAAUAUUCCAUUUCAAUGUUUUUCUGUAUUUUAUAAUUUUUAUUGUCAAAUAAUUAACACAUGCAUAUAAUUCUACAAUGAGUUCGAUAUUUUGACGUAAUUCUGAUGCAACCCUUACAAUUUAUGCUUUUUUAAUUAAUUAAAAAACAAAAAACGAGGGAACUACAUUUUUUGUCAUUUU